This is a messenger RNA of Nilaparvata lugens (brown planthopper), 3434 nucleotides long. RefSeq lists its product as uncharacterized. Bases 96 to 2978 code for a protein of 960 amino acids. The transcript is spliced from 3 exons. The record is from RefSeq and is a predicted model, not a curated record. Lineage: Eukaryota; Metazoa; Arthropoda; Insecta; Hemiptera; Delphacidae.
GUAGAUAAACCACCGUGCGUAUGUCAUGGCUGUUAAUAUUAUUGUCCUUAGGAAUGUGAGUAUGGAGACAUUCUUGGUUCAGCUCUGUCUUGAGAAUGUUCAAUUUUUGUGUGCAUAUUUUGGUCGUUUCACUUGUGAUUGGAAGCCGAGGAUUUGGAGCUGACAGUGCUACAAAUAUUCAUUUGGAAAGCCAACCACCGGAAGGGCCCGAUGACUAUGAAAAAGAAGAAAAAUCCACCAACCGCCAUUUGGACUGCCAGCCCGACUCACAGUUCAUCCAGGAACAAAUCUCUCUCACCACAAAACUUCUCCAAGAUGGCGAGAAAUUCAUCCAAAAACAACACAAUCUCACAGCUGAUGAAACCGUUCUGAUACUAGGUAAAGCAGGUAGCGGUAAAACCAGUUUGGUGCAAUUUUUGAUCGAAAAUGAUAAAUUACAUUCGAAAGUUGUCAACCCGAGCACAGGUGAAUACAUUUUUGAGGAUGGGGAAAAGAUAGGUACCUCUGCUACUGAAUCUUUCACACUGUACCCGGAACUUGUGAAUUUUCACUCAGGGGUGAACCUCAAAACGGAUGUGAACCUCUGUGACUCCCCAGGGUUUCACGAUUCACGUAGCUCGGUUCACGAAAUAGUGUCCAUGAACGUUAUGAAAUCAAUCACUAACAAGUUUAAAAAAGCUAAAAUUUUGAUCGUGGAGAACCACGCUUCCCUACAGUAUGGAGUGACGAAGGAUAGUUUCAUCAAAACCUUACGUUAUGUCAACGAUUUUGUAGUUGAUAUCGAUAAAUACCGGGAUCAUUUGAUGAUUGUUGCUUCGAAAGUACCCCUAACUUACAAGAUCACUGAUGAUAUUGACGUUGUAGGGGGAUUAGUUACAGAUGACAUGUUGAUUGAAAGUAUUGUCAACUACAUGAAUCAAACUGAACAAUCUUUGAUUGAUAGGUUGAAGUUUAAAAAGAGUAAAACUGAUGAGGAAUUUUACAGAAAAGUGAUAAGAGUUUUGAAAAGUCUGCAAAGCCGGGAUGAAAAUGGGAAAGCUACAAGAAUUAACGUUUUCCGGCGACCUUACUCGACGGGUACUCCUAAAUCUAUGAAACUGUUGAUGAAAAAUCGGGAAUCUCUACUUGAAACUUUGUCAAAUUUGGAUUCUGUUGAAGUUAAACCGCACGAUUUUGAUUACACUUUGUCAAACGCUGCCAAAAUGUACUUGGAAUGUAUACUGGAGCUUACCAGCGACAAUUAUAAGAAUAAAAUUAACGAAUUAUCUUUCAAAGUCACAGAUUUUGUUUGUAAUCAGAAAACACAGAACUUCACCAGUAUUGAGCAAAUUUUGACAGAUUUGAAGGAGUUGCAUGAAUCUAUGAAAAAUUUGUCGCAAAGUCUUGAGAAAACCACAAACUAUAACGACUUUUUUGAGUUGGUUGAUACGUUUUUAACGGAUCACAAGAUACCCCUGCAUUAUAACAACUAUAACGGUAGGGUUCAUGUGUUGGAAAAAUACGAGGAAAUGUUGUUCAAAUUUGUUGAUAAGAGUCGAUUUUUCACUCCUACAUCUUGGAUUUUGCCGAUUCGACAAGUUAUUGCAAAUGUGAAGGGGGAGUUGAAAUGGUAUCAAACUCUUCAAAAACUUAUUGAGGGGUUGUCGACGUAUGAGGUACAAAAAAAUAAAACUGAGAUUCGUGGUACCAUAUAUCAUGAGAAUCUUAUAUCCACCAAUGAUUUGAUGACUCUUUUUAUGAGUGUGACUGACAGUAAAGAUUUUGAGUUGUUUAUGGAAGCUAGAGGAAAUCUUAGGAAAAGUCGGGAAAUGGAGAUGAUCACGAAUAGUUUGCUGCAGAAUAGUAACGUCACGUGUGACGCGUACGGGAAGUUAAUAGUGAAAGGGUUUGUGAUACGUUUGUCCGAGAUAAAUUCUGAAAAAUUGGUGCGUACUUUUUGCAACGAUAUAAAACUGAGGGAAGUGGCACUUUUAGCAGUUGACACUGUGUAUCUUGAUGAGCAGACUGCCGAUAUCUUCAGGGGUGUCAACAUGUUCAUAGCCGCCCCUAAAUGGAAAGUGCUGGGGGAGAGGAAAAUCAUACUGACUGGUGUGGCGGGGUCGGAAAAUUCGGAGAGGGUUUUCGUGGGAAAUGGGAAAGACGGAAAACCGGGUCUACCAGGAGGUAACGGGGGUAAUUUUUUCGGAAUCGGUCGACAAUUUUCGAACGGGGGGAGUUUGAAAAUUGAGACUAACGGGGGUACAGGGGGGAGGGGAGCUGAUGGUGAUAAAGGGGAUAGAGGGGAGGAUGGAAAGGAUGGUGUUUUGAAGAUUAUUGAAGCUUUAGACAGUUCCACCACUCUAACUCUACAGCAUGAAGUUAGAUUUGGUUAUGAAUCCAAUGAACUUACCCGUGACAUUCUAAUAGACAACCAUGGGCAUAGUACAUCAAUCGCCUUAUAUAAGGAUUUCAAUAGAUGUGAAAAAAUUGAUUUCCCUUUCUUCAAAAGUCACCAAUGUAUGAGAGUUCUCACAGUUUUCAAAACCUACCGAUAUGAAGGGGAUUGUGGCAAAACGGGGGGUCCAGGAGGGCUGGGAGGAGAGCCGGGGAUAGGGGGACACCCGGGGCAACAUAAAUUGGUAGAACUGGGGGGUAAUUCAGGGAUAAUUUUCGAAACCCUUGAAGGAAGUCCUGGUCUCCCCGGUAACAGAGGGGCGAUAGGAGACCGCGGUUCUAACGGUAUCGCGAUUACUUGUUACAAUAUCAUAGGCGUAACAACUAUACCUUCCCCUAGUAGCACGUCCUAUUGGAAAUGUUUCAAUAGCGAUGAUUCCCUAGUAAAAUGUGAAGACUCUGCAUUCAACUCGACAAUCGUAUACUCAAAAACAGGUAUCAAGCAACCCGACCCUCAGAGUCACAUUGAUUUUGGUUACUAUCUGUACCACUCCGCUCUACUACUCAAUACCAUAGUAAUAAUCCUAUAUUCCACAAUACGAUAAAGGAAUUCAAUGAAGCUUUCAAGGAAAAGGAACAGUCCCAUAAUCUUGAUGAUUUUGUGAAGUUUUGAGAGUGGGUUCAGGCCAAAUCAAUGUGGAACAAUAAUUCAUUUACGAUGGCUUAUUCGUAAAGUCUUGUGUAUUUUCUCUAGAAAAAGAGAAUAGAAGAUGCUAGAUCUCUCAAAUGCUUUCCUCUCCUUUUUCAUGCUUAUUUAGAUGCCCACAGCUGGAGAGGAGCAGAUGAAUAAGUAUAUUAUAAGUAGAACAACUAAAGCAAUAAUUGUUGACCUGGAUUAACAAAUCGGGCCAUAAAAUCGGAUGAUGAAGUUGUUAUAUAUUUUUCGCCACACUGCACAGAAAGCAGCUGUUUUCCAGUCCCUACGUAGAUCUGAAAGACAUUGUUUGCAGACGACUCUCGUCUGACGUUAGAACAAGUUUCUUUCCGGCCUAGGCCGGAAA